GCGCCGCGAACACCGAGCGGCACCACCACCACUCGAGGUUGUCGCCGCGGCGAGAGAUCCAUGUGCGUUCGACGUCGUCCCGCGAGACGACGACGCCGUAGUAAAGAAAAAUUAGAGACGUGUACUUACUUACAAGUGAGCGAGUGAGCAAAUCCCUGUCAUAAUAUUUUCUUCUUUCUUACAUAUUUCGGAAAACGACUUGCGUUUAUCUCUUUUCCUUUUUUUUUUUAAAUUUACAAACGUCGCAGUUAUAAAAAGAUAUAAAAAUAAAGAAAAAAAUUAAAAGGUGUCGAAGUGUGUCGCGGAACAUUAUCAUCAAGUUUUGAUGAAAAACAAAUAAACAAUAAUUUAAUAUUUACAAGGAAAGAGUUAGACAAGGAUGUCGUAUGAAUCAAGCGCGAACUGUAAAACGCGUGACUCCAACGGAGCCAAUCACGCGCGAGAACGAGACGAAGAAAAUCGGCAAUUCGUAUCUACGUCGCACUUUGUAUCAACAACGGCGAGCUUUCUUCAAGUUUUUUCAUAAAGGAAUAAAACUUACGAUCGUCAUUUAUCAACGGACGUCGAGUAACACAUCGGUGCAAGAUUUCUUUCCGGUACUUCGAUCGACCAAUCAUCGAAGAGAUUGUGGAUCGGAUCGGUCGCCAAUUGGUCGGUUCUCCUAGCCGGAUAAACUACGCCAUUUUUAUUGCUUUUACAUAAUUCGUUCGAGCGUAAUAUUUAUACCGCGCUUUUUUUUCAUGGAAGAAAAAGAAAAGAAAUAAAGCAAAUCUCGAAAUAUCAUCAAAUGUGUUUCGAAAUCUUUCCGCGGCUCUUUCGUUUCUUUUUUUAACGACGAUAGCAAAGGAAAGGACGUCUUCUUUCAUCGGUGCUUUUACAAUUUUUAUUGUCGAUCAUUCGCGAGAGAAGGGUGAUAAAAUUCGAAGCAGAAGUGUUAUCGGAACGGUUUAAUGGUGAUAUUUGCGCGAACGAAAGAAGGAUAAGAGUGCGAAUAAACGGCGAUACGAGUGAGUGAGAAAAAAGAUCGUGAAGUUUUUAUUAAAUCGGUAAAGAAUUUUUCGGUGUACUGUGCUCCUCGGAAGGCCAAUUCGUGCCGAACAAAAAUUGGUGCCAAUUUAUACUGGGACAACGUUAAGGUGUUAUCGACGGUGAUUCGGGUAAUGAGAAAGUGUGGAAGAUGGUGUGUCGUUGGCUCACCGUUCCGUUGCUCUCUGGUUUUUUGAUCUUCAUUGAAGUUAUUACGGUUGGUCAAGGUACUUUUGCUCGCGAUAAAAAAUUUGUAGAAAGUGUCACGGGGAAUCAUAACAUCAGUGGUGCUCCGAGCUUCGAUUUGAAUGUUCAACGGAACGUGACAACAGCUGUAGGACAAACGGCCUUUCUUCAUUGUCGAGUACAUCACAUGGGCGACAAGGAGGUAUCUUGGAUGCGGAAGAGAGAUAUGCAUAUCCUUAGCGCUGGAAUCCUUAUGUAUACCUCAGAUCUGAGGUUCCUAGUAAUCCAUCCGGAAAACUCUGAGAACUGGACGUUGCAGAUCAAAUCGCCUCAAGAACGAGACUCCGGGGUUUAUGAGUGCCAGGUCAGCACCGAACCAAAGAUGUCGUUGAACUACACUCUCAACGUCGUCGAGGCACGUGCCAGGAUAAAUGGAACAUCGGAUAUUUACGUCAAAACUGGAAGUCUAUUGACACUGACCUGCCUCAUGUCCCAAGGUCCUCAUCAUUUGGGAACAGUUGCUUGGUAUCGUGGCAACCAUGCUGUAGUUACGUCUCCACGAUUAGAAAACGACGUCAACGCGGAGCCACGUAUUACUGUUGAAACGGAAUGGAGCGACGCUCUUACAUCAAGAUUGAGGAUCACUCAUGCGAAAUUGAGCGACUCCGGGAAUUACAGUUGCGUACCCACUUUCGCAAAAAAAGCAAGCGUUACCGUUCAUGUUAUCAAUGGAGAGCAUCCAGCCGCGAUGCAACACGGUAACACAGCCGCGGGCUCGCCAACGUCGAAGACCGUUCUCCUUCUGCUUGUCUUUUUCUUGGGCAGACUGAGAUAAUGUGCGGGCGCAUGAACUCAGACAAGUCAAAUGAAGGCCUGAAGAAAAUUCGGCGGAAGAGCGAGAUUUUUAUGAUCGUCCGUUCCUUCUGCGAACGAUUUGAAAAAAUCGCAAGGCACGAAUUUCGAACGAAUUUUCUUUCUUUCAAAUUCGCGCCGAAACCGUCUGAGCUAUAGAACAUUAUAUAAGGAGUUACAUACGAGUUACACACUUAUCGACUUUGAGAGGACAUGAAAAUAAUAUUGAGAAUAUCGAUCGAGUUUAUUCGAAAUUGAUAGAUCGAUAAAUUGAAAGAAAUAAAAAAGAAAAAAGAAAAAAAUAGUGAAGACUGGCUAAAAAUACGCGAGAGUACCAAGUGUGCCGGUUUAUCUUCAAUCAAGUAUCGCCGAUUGAAAAGGUCAAAGUUCGAGGAGAAGAGAAAAGAGAAAAGAAGAGAAGAGAAGAGACGAGGAAAGUUCGUUCGAUGAGAUCGCGAUGGAACUUCGCGGAACGUCGUUUCUCUACAAUAAAUGUAAUUUAUAUUCGCGCACGUUCCCGCUCGUCCACUAAACGACGAACUCAUAAAUUAUUUCCCCACGAAGCCGGAUUUUAAUUUCGUCGGCGAUGGAUUGCGUAAGCGAGCGUAUGCGCAUAUAUGUACGCGAUAUUCUUAUACGUGUGAAAAAAACAUGCACGCGUAAACACAGAUAUACACACCAUAGACACGUACAAAAAAAAAAAAAAAGAGAGAGGGAGAGAGAGAGAGAAAUACGUUGUGAGAACGGAGAGAUCGAUCUAAGGAAAACACACAUUAGAUUAUAAUGACGGCUGACGGGUCCUCCGCUAUCGUAAGAGAGCUCUACGCAAAACUAUAAAUCAGAAAAGUGCAUAAUAUAGUGUCGCAUGCGCAAACUCAUAAAUCAGAUUAAACCGUGCAUAUAGUCCACGCGAGUAAGAAAAAGAAAGCGUUUGUUACAUGAGAUUAUCGAUUCGAGCGUUCUUUGCUCUACUUCAAAAUCGGAACAUAUUUCUUUUUCUCUAUUUGUUUCUUUCCUUUCUCUUUUAUUUUAUUUUCUAUUAUUUUCUUCUCUUUACUUUUUCCUUUCGCCUUCAUUUUUCUUCACCGUCUCUCUCUUCUUUCCGUGCUUCAAAACGUUCUCUUUUCACGCGGAGAAUUCGAAAGGAUCGAACGAUGACGAGGAUGGUUACGUUUUCCUUCCAGACAUAAAGAUAAAGAAAUAGAAGAAGGAAAUUAUACGAUUGCGAGUUUAUAAGAUGAUAUCUUGAAAAAUCUAUUAGACGAUAAAAUUCUUAUCUUGGAAGAGUGAACUUCUCUCUCUUUUUUUGUCUUUUCUUUUCUUUUCUUUAUUCACGGAAAACAAUGUAUCCUUUGUAAAAGCAUCGACGUGAAUUCCGUUCAUUUCUAAUGAACGUUCGACUAUGAAACAAUUACGAAGAAAAAAUGAAAGAGAAGAAGAAAUAAAAAAGGAAGAAAAAAAGGGUAAAGGUCUCAGCAACUCGAUGAAUAUAUCAAUAUAAUCACAAGGUAUUAUUAUUACGAAUGAAAAUUCUAGAUUUGUGAGAAAACUUUCGAAAUUUUAAUGCAACCAAGCUGAAUUGCGAAUCAUUUCGAGGGGGAAAAUUGGAACGCGACGGUUGUCAAUAAAUUUAUAAGCAUUCCGAUAUUGGAGAAUCGUACUCGUAUAUUGCAUGUGCAAGUACAUAUAUGUGUGCGUAUAUAUAUGUAUGCAUACACACACACGCGCGUUUAUAUACAUAUACGUAUAUCUACAAACAUAAAACUCGAUGGAUUCUACCUACAUAUUUCCUUCUUGCACGACCACAAUUUGAUCCUACCGUUGGGUUCACGAAAGAAAUGGCGAUAUAAACUCUGACAUGGAGCGGUUUAAAAUGAUUUUCUACUGGCGUACAUCUGCGCGCUUCCAUGCUGAAACGAAUGACGCACACCGAAAAUAAAUCUUUUCCAAAGAUGUUCGCCGUUUAGUAUUUCCUACAAGAAACGAACUUACGACACUUACAUUGACUCAAAAGAAGAUCGAUUUUACUCUUUUGCAUACGUAUCAAUGUUGACCCAGUUAUUAGAAAUAUGUUUUAUCCUUUUUUCGAGCAUAUAUAACAAAUUUUUUCAAUAAUGAUAAUACAAAAGAGAAAUAUACAACUUGAUGUCGGAUUUAUCUUUUCCCAAAAUCAUAUAUUUUUAUCUAUAAGUUGAGAUAUUUAUGAUGCUUUUGACAGAUAGAAUAUUAAAAUACGAUCGAAACAACGAUAUAUAAGAUUUUAAAAGACUAUAAAAGAACGUACUUUCCGAUCAUUGAAAAUCGUCAGAGCACUUUUUGCAUAGGAAAAGUUUUUUAUCGAUUAUCCUUUUUCUUCGAAAAAGUGGAAAAGAUAUUCAAAUUUUCGAUUAAUUUUCUCCAAGAAUAUGAUUAACGCUCUUUCAAACUGCUUCAAAAGUACGCUAAGUAAUAAAUCUAGUUUCACUCGGGAUAUCUCGGCCGUAUCCUCGUAACAAAAAUGAAGAAAAAUAAUUUUCUCACGUUUGAUGGAAAGCGAUAAAUAUUUGAGUGUUUUACAUUAAAAUCGUAUAUCUAGUUUACUUCAAACAUCCAUUUUCGUACACGUAAAAAUAAUGCUUCUUUAAUUCGCCACUCAGGAAAUAAAAUAGAUAGUUCAAUUUCGUAUGGAGCCAAUACUGUCGAUCGCAUAUCGUAAAAAACAAAAGUAAUUCCUGAUGGAUAUAGAAAAUCGAUGUGUAUAUAAGGUCACAUCAUGUCAAAUGCGUAUCAAUGUUACAUUUAUUAUCAUAAAGGUAUCUCUAAAGAUUCUAAAUAAAAUUUUUAUAUUUCUUUACGAAGUUAUUUUUAACGAACUCAUCGACUUUCAAAUUUCUAUUCCAUCUUUAUUCGUUUCGACUUUCUUUCCAAUUUUUUACGAUUCGAGGAUAUGACAUUAAAGAUAUUUCCGGGUUUCGUAAAAUAUCUCGAAUGAUUGUAUGAUAAGCAUUUGCCGGCUUAUAUCGAAACGAUAUUUCCUCGAAACGAUUUUCCUAGGGAGACCAAAUUUCGAAAGAAACUACUAAAAAUUUUUCAGAGUCUUGAUUCCUUGAAUUUUCUCUUAAAUAUAUACACCCUAUCCGUGAACGUGAUUUUGUUGCCCUUACCCUAGAUUCGAGCUGAAUAUUAAGUAAAGAAAAAAGAAAAAAAAAAGAAAAGGAAAAGAAACGCAAAAGAAAAGAUCAUAUUGAGAAAUUCGUUGUUCGACGCAGAAACAAAUGAUUUUUUUUAUUAAUUACCGUUACAACUAAUUUAGCCAUCCGAGAUAAUGUUAUGUUAAGAAACGAGAAUUCCUCGCCACUAAACGUACUUUUUAUGAUUUCGUAUUUUAAUAAAAGAGAGCGAUGACAAAAUUAACUCGUUCAUUAAGUUUAUGCUCGUAAAGUAAAAACUAUCGUUUCCACGCCGGAACAAAAACAAACAUAAAUUUUACAAUGACUGGUUAGAAUAUUUUUGACAAUUCAUAUUCUUGGUGAAAAUGCAUGAUACGAAGAAUCCAAAGAAAAUCAAAGUAUAGUCAAGGAUCGAACGUAAUAAAACAAACAAAGAAUGGGAAUUAAUUUUCUUGUCGAUGCUUUUACAUUUUCUCGGAAAUGGAAAACGUAUGUAUUUCCGUCCCGUCGUCGGUUAAUCAUCGUUUUCAUGAAUAGAACGAAGAAAAGGAAACGGCAAUUUUCUAUGGCUUGAUCCUUGAAAAUUUUAAUCGUGCAUUUCAACGCGAAACGAACUGUAUGUUAUAUUUGCUUGAUCGAAUGAAAGACUGCGUUUAUCAGGGAGAAUGAGAGAGAGAGAAUGAAACGAAGAAAAAUAGCUGUGUCCUCUCUACACUGACCAUAGAGCGAGAGAGAGAGAGAAAGAGUGAGAGUAAGAGUGAAAGUGAGAGUGAGAGAAAGUAAGAGAGAAUGAGAGAGAAUGAGUGAAUGAUUCGAAAAAAAAAAUGUUAAGUGUAAACUGAGUGUGUCAAAAAGUAUAAAUUAAGGUUAAAAAAAAAAGAAAGAAAAAAGAAAAAAAGGAACAAAGAAGACGACGACAAACGGAGAUAUCGACGUUGGAGUAGGUAGAAUACAAUUAUCCCUUCAGAAUACUUUCUACUACGGUAUAAGUGUUAAAUGAAAUUAACGAAAAAAAAAAAACGUAAAAAAUAAAAAAGAAAAAACAGAAAAAAAGAACAGGUAAAACAGUAGGAAAG
Molecule: messenger RNA, 6289 nt
Organism: Vespa mandarinia (Asian giant hornet)
Lineage: Eukaryota; Metazoa; Arthropoda; Insecta; Hymenoptera; Vespidae
Gene: dpr1
Product: defective proboscis extension response 1
Biological process (GO): synapse organization
Cellular component (GO): neuron projection membrane
Source: RefSeq, a predicted model, not a curated record